Molecule: messenger RNA, 607 nt
Organism: Paramormyrops kingsleyae
Lineage: Eukaryota; Metazoa; Chordata; Actinopteri; Osteoglossiformes; Mormyridae
Gene: c22h17orf67
Product: chromosome 22 C17orf67 homolog
Source: RefSeq, a predicted model, not a curated record
AGUGACGUUAGAAGCGAAUGUACCCCUUUGCCUCUAGCGGGCACCGUCAUUGCCCGGAUUAAGAAGAACGGAACGGAAACAAAAAUGAAGAAACUCGUCGCAAUUUUCAUGUGUUUGAUCCUUUUCACCGCCCUCGCAGGCGCCACACCAGUUAUCAAAGAGAGCUUUGCCAAACAACUUUUACGCAGCAAGAGGCAGGAGCGACCGCGGAAGGCGGGCUUUCCUGAUGAGCCAAUGAGGGAGCACAUGCUGUACCUUCAGCAGCUGGACCAGAGGGCCCAAGAGACCAACCUGGAGAACUGGCUCAAUCCUCACUGCUACCCUCGCUGUGAUCGCAACUACGGCUACCCCGUGUAGCCUGUUUCCAUGGACGGACACUCAGCAGACUGUGGACAAUGGAACAAAGUUGAAAGCAAGAACUGUGAUUCUUUUUAUGUGUAUUUUGCUUGCAUAACAGUAUGCUAAUGCAUGUAAGGCUUACAUGAAACAAAAAUUCUGCAGGCUGACUCAAGUACAGAAAUCGCAAAUCGUCUAUAUCUUGCUUUUGUUGCAUGCUUUACCACAUUAUACCAUACAGUAUUAAAUAAAGGGCAUGUAUUCAACAUUA